UAUGCGCGCCGCGCGGGGCAGAGGUAUACGUACCUAUACCACCAAUGCCGUCGUAUGCGAUUUAUUCUUGGAUUUAUUCAUAGAAAUUAGAGAGUAUGUUGUGCGCUCAUAUUGAUGUGUUAUCUUCUGUUUCAGUUACGUGCCUUGACAUUGACAUUCCAAGUUCCAACGCUCAUUAGAUCAGUUGAAUGAUUCUUUAGUCGAAUGCCAGGCGAUUGACAAAUCAAAAUUGAAAUGGUCUUGAAUUUCAUACCUAUCUAGAAAUAAAGAGAUUUAUCAAUUCAUUCCCAUGUUGGUCUGAUUCAUUGGUUCAUUCAUAAACUCGUUUGGUCACCUUACCUUACCUUACCUUACACUAUCGGGAAUUUUGAAAGGCAACUCGCCUGUAGGUCCCGCUCUCGUCGAGCUCGUGACUGGUGGUCAUCUCUAGUCGUGAGUAGGAGUCAGGUACAUCAGAUUGGCCCAAUGCUUGUCAAGUCUGGAUUUGAAGGCAUUGAGGGAUGGGGCCUGGACAACUGGACAACUGCAGGGAGGGAGUUCCAGUCGUUGAGCGCUCGAAUAGUGAAUAGUUGUCUUCUGGCUCGUGACUUGGCAUGUGGUUUGUACAGCUUCCAGGGAUGGCCACGGUUGGACCUCAUGGACGCAGGCUUGACAAACUUGUCCGAGUCGAUAUCGAUCUUGUUAUGCAGCAGCUGGUACAUUCCAAUCAUGUCACCACGGCGUCUUCGGUGGAGCAGUGAAGGAAGCUUCAGGCAUUUCAGUCUCUCAGUAUAUGGUUUGCUCCUGAUGCUGGACACUAAUCGAGUAGCGCGCCGCUGGACUCGCUCCACAAGCUUGAUGUCUGCACGAUUGAACGGGCCCCAUAUGAGGUUACCGUAUUCAAGGUGGGGCCUGACAAAUGCCUUGAACAAAAUCGGCAGGGUGAUCUCGUCCAGAUUCGAGAAUGACCUCCGGAUCAGAGACAGAAUCUGUGAAGCCUUUGAUACAGCUGAGGAAGCCUGCCUCCUGAACUUCAGCUCGGGAUCGAUGAUGACACCCAGAUCUCUCUCAGCUGAGGUGGAGGCGAGGCAGACACCGUUCAUAGAGUAGGAGUGACCAGAGUUCUUGGCCCCGACGUUCAAGGAAGCACACUUGCUCUGGUUGAACGCAAGCUGCCACUUCUUGGACCAGGUGGUGAGAGCAUCAAUGUCGAGCUGGAGCAGGGAUGCAUCACUGGGAGUAUCAAUGCUGCAGUACAACUUCGUGUCAUCAGCAAAAAUCUUGAUGCAGGACCUCACCGCGUCGAGGAUGUCGUUAAUAUAUACAAGGAACAGAAGGGGCCCUAGUACAGAACCCUGUGGCACCCCGCUGGUGACAGGAGACCAGGUGGAUUGACAACCUUGCACGACGACUCGUUGUUGCCGAUUGGAUAGAAAUGACCUUAUCCACUCAAGGAGGUGUCCAGUCACACCGUAUGCUCUCAGUUUGACGAGUAGGCGUUCGUGAGGGACGGAAUCGAAAGCUUUUCUGAAGUCCAGAUAUAUGACGUCGACCGGGCUCCCGUCUUCAAUCGCACGGCUCCAGUCAUCCAAGACUUCCAGUAGCUGAGUCGUGCAGGAUCGGUGUGGGCGAAAACCAUGCUGGUGACGCGACAACAGUCCAUUCGAGGUGAGAUAUGCCAUCAAUUGGUCCCUUAUCAGCGACUCCAUGACCUUGCACGUCACUGCAGCUAAGCUAAUUGGACGAUAGUUCUCUGGUCGUCUUCUGUCUCCUUUUUUGAAGAUGGGCACAACUGUGGCAAGUGUCCAGUCGUGGGGAACACAUCCUUCAUCUAAUGACUUGCGGUAGAUGGAAGCGAGAGGAGCACUGAUGGAGUUGGCCGACUCAGACAGAAUUCUUGGGUGGAUGUCGUCGGGGCCAGGAGAGCUCGUGGUCUUCAGGGAUGCCAGCUUCUGUCGGACCAUUUCUGGAGAGAUGGACACAUCGCUGAUGUUGAGUGAGGUUUGCUGCCGGGCGAGUUCGGGAACUUCAUGUUCCUCAGUAGUGAAGACACUGGAGAAGUAGUCAUUCAAGAUGUCGGCUUUUGCUGAGUCGUCACUGACUGACCUGCCUUCGGGGUCGAGAAUAUCUCCGAUACCCGUCCUCACUUUCAGGCGUGAAUUCGUGUACUGCCAGAAGGCCUUUGGAUUGGUUUUGAUCUUGGCCGCCAGUUGGAGCUCAAAGUUUCUUCGCAAGCUUCUGGUCACAACAUGGAAAACCCACAUCCUGAACAAGAGGCUGAAGAUGUGUCUGCUGAUUUCUUGCUGAAAAGGCUGGAGGAGAUUCCUCUGGAGAAUGUGAAGCUUCUUGGCACUACUCUGCAGCGGUGUCGGUCGACGCUGGCCGGCCGGCCGGGCUCCGGCCGUCUGCUCGGCCCCGAGACGCUGUGUCCCUCGUGCAGCACGCCCUGGUUGUGCGGUCAGUACCGCGCCGAGCUGCGGCCGCGGCCCGUCGCCACCAAACCGCUCCGGAGACUGCUGAACAAGCGUCGGGAGGGCCGGCCCAUGGGUCUGCUGCAGACCAGGCUGCUGGACCGGUUCCUGGCGGCGCGGGACACGAUCGUGAUCGAGUGUAAACUCUGCGAGAAGGUCACAGAGGUACCAAUCGUGUCCCGCUCCGGUCGUCAGAAGUCGAACCCGCUCGGAACUCCCGCUGGCGUCUCCGUACCGACCACCCCAGCGGCCACUCCGGUCAAAACUCCUGGCGUUACUCCCGGCACAACCCCGGCAACCAGCGGACGGCGACGGAGCAAGGCACGCGACCGAAACGCGGGUCUGGUGAUACCAGAGUCUCUGAGGACCCCGAGUACGCCGGCUACUCCCUCCGCCCCCGCCGCCGCCGCCGCCGCCGCCUCCUCUGUGGCAGCUGGAGGGACGCCUGAGCUGGGACAGUCACCCGCCGUCCGAGCCCGACUUGGUCCCGGAGUGGGUGACUCGCCUGCCGCGGCCGGAGACGCGCCAGAAGUGGAGCCGGACGCUCCCAUCCCACUCAAGAAAACCAAGCGACCGCUGACUGCUACGGUCGGUUCGGGUGGUGCGGGGAAUGUGUCUGGUGGUGCAGCGCAGGCGACGAUCCCUCUGAAAAAGGGUCGCUCGGGGCCUGUCCCUGCUCGCCCCGAUCGCGCUUCAGGGAAGGGUAGGACUGGUAAGAGCGCGAUAUCUUCCCCGUCGACUCCGGCGGCGCCAGUGUCGUCCGCCGAGGCGAGGGAGAAGCAGAGACGGCUGCAGAAAAUUCUAGCGCAGGCCGACUGUCGUUCAUCAAACACAGGACUGAUGGCGUUUUUGUCGGAACUCUGACGGUGGAUGAGAUGGGAGAAGGUUGAGCGAUGUGUUGUGAUAAUAUAAUGUGGAUGAUCA
This is a messenger RNA of Amphibalanus amphitrite, 3374 nucleotides long. RefSeq names its product leucine-rich repeat extensin-like protein 5. The transcript has 4 exons. Bases 2229 to 3314 code for a protein of 361 amino acids. The record is from RefSeq and is a predicted model, not a curated record. NCBI's taxonomy places the organism in Eukaryota, Metazoa, Arthropoda, Thecostraca, Balanomorpha, Balanidae.